Messenger RNA from Pristis pectinata (smalltooth sawfish), 2550 nucleotides. RefSeq names its product CDK2 associated cullin domain 1 (gene cacul1). Gene Ontology annotation, molecular function: ubiquitin protein ligase binding. NCBI's taxonomy places the organism in Eukaryota, Metazoa, Chordata, Chondrichthyes, Rhinopristiformes, Pristidae. The record is from RefSeq and is a predicted model, not a curated record. The transcript has 9 exons. The coding region runs from base 176 to 1246 and encodes 356 amino acids. Gene Ontology annotation, biological process: ubiquitin-dependent protein catabolic process.
UUGGGCCCAGUGAGGGUGGCGACGCUGGAAUGUAGUGAGAGAGAGGGACAGACACGCACACUUAUGUAGACCGGAGCAUUCAUGUAGCAGGGACAGGUGAUUCUGCGACUGUUAUUGGUGCAUCUGCCUUAAAGUGUUCUUCCUUGCGCCCCCUCGCAAUCGCGCAGCGGGCACCAUGGACGAGAACAUGGAGGAGGACGCCAGCUAUCAGCAGCUGAUAAUGGACGACCACAAUCACAACAACUGGGAGGCGGAUGCUUAUCAGCAUCACCACCAUAGCCACCGCCACCACCACCAUAACAACCGCCGCCACACUGAGCUUACUCUGCCCGAGCCAGGCGGGAUGUCGCAAGCACAGCAGGAUCCCAAAGAACUACUCCAUCACCAUCUGUCUGUCAACGGGGAAGAGCGAGGGCCAGGGGUGCACAGGGAGCCUGAGCCCAUGGCCAGUAAAGUAACCCUGAACAUUAACAGUUCAGCCUCCAAGUUCUUGAUGAACGUUAUAACUGCAGAAGACUACCAACGGACUUACUGGCCGAAGCUGGACAGUGCCAUUGAUCAGCUUUUGACACAGUCCCCUGGAGACUGCAUCCCUAUUUCUUACGAGCAAAUUUACAGUUGUGUUUACAAGUGUGUGUGCCAGCAGCAUUCAGAGCAGAUGUACUGUGACCUCAUCACAAAGAUAACCAGUCACUUAAGACGAAUCUCAGAGGAGCUGCAGGUCAGCUGUCCAGAUGCUUACAUUGAAAGGUUUAAUGCAGCACUCAGCCAGUACAUGGGAGCUCUACAGAGCAUUGUGCCUCUAUUCAUUUACAUGAACAAAUUUUACAUUGAAACCAAACUUAACAGAGAUUUGAGAGAUGACCUCAUAAAAUUGUUUACAGAACAGGUUGCAGAAAAGCAUGUUCCCACCUUAAUGCCUUUACUAAUAGAAGCUCAGUCAACUCCAUUUAAAAUCACUCCUUCAACCAUGGCAAAUAUAGUUAAAGGCUUAUACACACUUAGACCUGAUUGGGCACAGCUGGCACCAAGUCUCUUUUCUAAAUUCAUCCCAAAUAUCCUUCCCCCUGCAUUGGAAUCCAAGCUGUCAGAAUAUGCCGCUGAAGACCAAAAACUCCAGCGAGAAUUAAUGCAGAAUGGCUUUGCCAGAGGGGACCAGUCAAGAAAAAGAGCUGGAGAGGAGCUGAUAUUUAAUGGGUCGUCAUCUUCAUCGUCGUCAUGUGCAAAUGCAAGAGGAUUCAGAUAGUGAAGACCUGUUUUCUAUUGCCUUGGAAGGACUGAACAUGAAGGUGCAAGGACCGUAGAGGAGUAAUGCAGUGAAGAGAUCUGAAGCUCAGGCCUGUUUUCCCUCUUGCCCUUAAAAAGGAUGCCAUCUUUUAAGUUUUUUCUGAUGAUCAUGCUGCUAAUAGACUUGAGAGUACUCUUUCCACUGGCUCGUUAUGUGGUGCCCUGUCUGGACCUGUUGUAUACUGGUUCCUCUUGAGUGAGCUUCAGCAUUCUGCCAAUGGUUUCUGAAUGGGAUGUAACAUUUUUUUUUGCAAGAAGCUCAGUUUCCAGCAGUUUUCUCCCACUUUAGCCAUUUUUGUGACUGCUAUUUGUCAUCUAGACAUCUUAUAAAAAGAUACUCCCUACUUUACAGCAUCAGUCAAGAUAUGAUUUUAUUUUUAUUCCUAAGUCAUUACAUCUAGGUAAGCUAGGACUGAAACUUAUUUACUGUAUUUUACACACUAAUCACAUCUUCAUCAAAUUGUUUCUAAACUAUUGAACCAAUAUCCUGACAAUAUCUCAACUAGAUUUAAUUCUAAUGCACCUCAUUUAAUUAAAUUACUACACAAUUGUGAGAAUCUGCCACAUCCAAAGUAUGGCAAGCUGAAAAUAACUUGUCUUUAAAAAAGUUUUGUUAAAGGAUUAAUCAACAUAGCCUGCCUAACAAUUGUCAUAAAAGCACUUAUCACCCGGCUUGUAAAUGAAAACCCAACAACACUGUUUUCAUUCUAGUACAACUCAAUUUAUAUAACACAGCUAAAUAACUAACAUCCCAGAGUGUCAUAUCAGUUUGAGUAUCUUGAAUUUUUUUGCUAUUAGAGGUAUUUUGGCUGUGUGAAAGCUCUGCCACUUGUUAUAUUAUUUCCUUCAUGAUCACCUUGAGUCUGGCUGAUCGAGCAACACUCAGAAUGUAAAAUAUUUUAUUCCUGCACAGCUUGCUAUUUUAAAUUUGAACUGUUAAAGCAUUACUGCAUGUGCUGAGAUUGUUUUCAAUUUCACCCACAGUUUCACUAUUAAAGGUGGUCAUUUAGAGGAAAAAAAAAGCAGAGGGCAAAAGCACAUGAGUGAAGGUGUUCUGAUAACUUCACAUUCAGUGAUCAUGGUUGAUGUAUAACUUUCUAAGUUGGUUUGAUAUGAUUGUGAAAACUUUUUAGAAAAAGUGUAUGAGAAUAAAUUAUGAACAUGAUUUUGGGUUUAAAAUUGACCAACUCUUGCCCUCCUGGCUAUAGCAAUUAUUCCAAUUGUGCAAUAAAACCCAAAAUUGACUUUGGAUAUUAUAGCAUA